This is a messenger RNA of Schizophyllum commune H4-8, 1804 nucleotides long. Its product is annotated as cytochrome P450. The record is from RefSeq and is a predicted model, not a curated record. The coding region runs from base 22 to 1590 and encodes 522 amino acids. The transcript is spliced from 17 exons. Gene Ontology annotation, molecular function: iron ion binding; monooxygenase activity; heme binding. Lineage: Eukaryota; Fungi; Basidiomycota; Agaricomycetes; Agaricales; Schizophyllaceae.
CCUCCACCCUCAAUCUAACACAUGCCCACCGACAUCGGCAGCGUCCUGGCCUUGCUCGGCUCGGCAGUCAUCGUCGUCUACGUCGUCCAGCGCGUCGUAGAUGGCUGGAUGGUCAGCAAGUCAGUCGGCGACAACGCGGGACCACGCACACUUACAAGUGUGUCGAGCAUUCUCGCCCAUAUCCUUCCACCGAUGCCAUUCAUCCCGGGCAUCAAUCAUGAGUUCGUCGAGAAGUUCACGCUCUUCGAGAAAUAUGACCGCGACGUCCUUACAUGGGUAGCCUACUGGCCUCGCGGACGUGCCACCAUCGACAUCGCCAAUGCCGAGAUGAUCAAGGUAGCCUCCUUGUCCAAGGCGCGAUACCCCAAGGACCUCGAGCUUUACUCCUUUCUCAAGUUUUUCGGUAACAAUAUCGUCGCCUCCGAAUUCGACGAGUGGAAAUUCUAUCGUCGGAUCGCUGCACCGGCGUUUUCGGACCGUAAUAAUGCCCUGGUGUGGGACGAGGCUCUACAUGCGAUGGAAAGCCUCAUCGUAGACGUCUGGAGGAAUGGGAACGAAGUGCAUGUGAGCGAUGUGCAAGACAUAGCGUUAUCGAGUGCGCUCUUCGUGUUCUGUGGCGCGGCCUUCGGUCGUAGCAUAUCCUGGACAGAAAGCGAGGUGAUUCCGCCCGGCCACAAGAUGUCCUUCAAGGCAGCCGUGGUGUGCGCUAGUACGAACAUGCCACUGUAUUUCUCGACACCCAGCUGGGUUCCUGGAUUCAGUGAGAACUUGCGCAGAGCUCGGGUUGCUUUCGACGAGCUUGAGAAAUACAUCUCUGAGAUGGUCGAGGAGCGAAGAUACCCAAGCAAUAAGGAGGGGCGGUACGAUCUACUGACUCGGUUUUUGCAAGACAAUGAUAAGGAUGCAAGUGCGAUGGACUUCCGAGGCAUCCUAUCGAAUGUCUUUGUUUUCCUCGUGGCUGGUCAUGAGACUGUAGCGCACAGUAUUUGUUUUGCUCUGGCUCUUUUAGCGUUGCACCCAGAAGAGCAAGACAAGCUAUACGAGCAUGUCAGCAGUUUAUAUCCGAAGGAUGGGCGUCACCCCACAUACGACGAUAUGAACAAGUUUACGCGAACCAUGGCAGUAUUCAACGAGACGCUACGAAUGUUCCCACCGGCCGUAUCUGUCCCAAAGAUCAGCGCACAAGACCAGGUUGUGACCGGCACCCAACUGUCGGAUGGGUCAAAGAUUAGUAUACCCUGUCCGGUCGGCACCGCUGUCACCUUUUCUAUCACCGGAUUGCACUACAAUCCACGUUACUGGGACUCUCCGCACGAAUUCAAACCUGAUCGCUUCCUGGGAGAAUGGCCGAAGGAUGCGUUCGCGCCAUUCACGCUCGGACCUCGGGCGUGCAUCGGGCGCAAGUUCGCCGAGACGGAAGGUGUUGCAAUACUUUCCCUUCUUAUCUCGAGGUACAAGGUUGAGAUAAUGGAGGAGCCCCAGUUUGCGGGAGAGAGCAUAAGGCAAAGACGGGAGCGCGUCUUGAGGACGAAGGGGGGCGUGACCCUAACGCCCAUCGGUGUCCCGUUGACAUUUCGGCGCAGAGACUAAGAAUGUCCUCUGCGGAACUUCAGUCAACGUAUCAUAACAAGAAAAAUGACAAUCAAGCUUGCGACUGUUGGGUGACGCCUCCGACAUCCUUCAGGCCAAGUCCAAACCGGUCCACUACAAUCUGCACAAUCUCCAGCCACUCUGUCAUUGCGCCCAUACCUGGAGUCGAUGGGUCAGCUUCCACUUUCAAGCAUUAUCGUCUUGCCUAUUGGCC